This is a messenger RNA of Diachasmimorpha longicaudata, 2923 nucleotides long. RefSeq lists its product as uncharacterized. The transcript is spliced from 2 exons. Bases 117 to 845 code for a protein of 242 amino acids. Gene Ontology annotation, cellular component: membrane; clathrin vesicle coat. The record is from RefSeq and is a predicted model, not a curated record. NCBI's taxonomy places the organism in Eukaryota, Metazoa, Arthropoda, Insecta, Hymenoptera, Braconidae. Gene Ontology annotation, biological process: endocytosis.
GUCGUGAAUUCAUCAGUGUGUGUACACCAGCUUGACGGAUUGUCAAAUCGUACUCGUGUCAUAUUCAUAUUCCCAGUAAACCUCCAGUAACACUCAAUUUCCGAAAAUUUUCGAGAAUGGAGACGUAUGAGAGUGUUUUGCUAGUUAAAUCCGAGGUAUUCGUCUUUAAAAUACCUCCAAGGCCCUCAAACAGAGGACACAGAGCCGCAGAUUGGAACCUCCAGGAGCCAUCGUGGACCGGAAGGAUGCGUCUGGUAUCGCAGGGUGAUUCAAUAACACUCAAAUUAGAGGAUAAAAUAUCGGGAGAACUGUUUGCAAAAUGUCCCAUCGACACAUACCCAGGAAUAGCAGUAGAACCAGUGACAGAUUCGUCCCGUUACUUCGUCCUGAGGAUUCAGGACGACAACGGCAGAUCGGCAUUCAUAGGUGUGGGCUUCCUAGACAGAUCUGACAGUUUUGAUCUAAAUGUCGCCCUCCAGGACCACUUCAAGUGGCUGAAGAAUCGCGAUCAGAUUGAGAAGGAGAAGGAACAGCCCAAGCAAGAGUUAGAUCUACGAUUCAAGGAGGGUGAGACUAUCAAAAUCAACAUGAAGAUCACAAAGAAGGAUGGAAGCGAGGUGUCGUCUAAGAAUAAACAACGACCCCAGGGAGGAUUGGGACUACCACCACCACCUGGAGGGGUGAAAAUUGCUCCACCACCACCCAAAACUCCAACGUCAUCGCCUGCUCAUAAACCAGCUCAGAAUCAGGGUGGCUCGGAGUGGGGGGAAUUCGCUAGUGCAUCCCAGGGACAACAGCCAGCAACUUCUCCUGGAUCAACCAAUGCCAGUUGGGUGCAGUUUUAAUUCUCCCACAAAUAUCUGCACGCUCUUGUUCAAUUUGAUUGUUAAAACAUGUUGCGAAACACGUCUACUUCGCACAUAAAAUGUAGAAGUUGUUGAUUAUCUGAUUUAUCGCGAGGGCAUUGGGUUUCUCAAUUGAUGUGAAGCGUAACAGAACAGAACGGAAUAUUGAAUAUGAUUUUCUUUCGAUAAUGAAUGGCUCUAGGAGAAAAUUGCGUAAAUAUUUUUUUGUUGCAAAUUUCCUCAGCUACAUUGACCUUCUUGACAUAUUUUGACUUGAGUUGGUUUUUAAAAAGUUCGCCAGUGGAGAAAUAAAAUGGAAUGAACUAGCAUCCUCGAGCUACAUCUUGAGAAUAUUCUCUACAUUUGACAGUAUUAGUCCUAUCAAAGCCCGAAUAUUCGCAUAACUCAUCACAGUUGCUGUAAAAUCCCGUAUUAACUUCCUUCCAUCCAUAAUACCGUACUAGUAUCAAUUUCAGGGAAAAGGUCAUGUGAUACACAUGUCAGUUGUGAUAAAUUACGAAAUGUUUGAAUGGAGAAGUUGUCUGCCUGCAGUGGCCAUUCUGUUCUGUUCUGUUUACAAACAAAGAUGUGCAUGUAGAAUUUAUUUACGUUGCAGCAAUUUUUCACAUGGAGUUGGGAAAGAAUAGGGCAAAAUGGACACCUGGGAUGAAUUUCUGAACGUUAAUUACUUAAUAACUGCUGGAGUUGCCGGCGGACUUGUUCUAUUUUGUUGACAAUUUAUUAUUUUGCAUGAUUUUUUUCUGAAAUUUCUAUUUCUUUUCAAUUGUUCAAGUAUUUUGUUUUUGACGUGAAGAUUGAGAUAGAAUUGACUCCAUUUAGCCUAAGCUUUCCCUCUCCCGGUGAAAAUCCUUCAGAGCCUCGAGAGAUCGCUUCGUCCACGUGGAUAGGGCCUCCUUGCCACUGGCAUUUGUACAUAAACGAUUGAUUAGACGAUCCACGUCUAGCUUUAAAUUAUUAAAGCCUAAUAAUAACGAACUAACAAAUCAAUGACUAUUCACAACUUAAUGUCUAGUGUCUGUUGCUUUCCCCUCUUUAAUCUCACUUCACAGAGUCAAUGAUAUUUUUUGAAUGAUUACAAAGUGAUAUAUAUAUUCAUUUUUCAGUGAGCAUGCUUGUUAUUGGGCUGCGUUACAUGCAGAUCAACCAUUUUACUUUGUAAAUAAUGUUACCCUUUUUUCGACUCAGUGUUAUCUCAGUGAUGGUUGGAUGGGAGAAAUAUUGAGAUUUUUCUGAGUAUGCGGAUGAAUAUGGGGGUAAAUGAUUAUCGUACUCAUGGCCAACUGGGCAGCAGUUACACUACUUGCAGCUGUAUGAAUUGGAAAAAUUUUUAAGUUGAUUUUUUGGUCUAUUAAAAUUUGCAAACUGAUGGAUUUCAACGUUUCCCUCGAUUCACUGCAACACUCAUAAUUAUCCAAAUGAUUGAAACGUGAAUCGGUAAUGAAUAAAAAUAAUAUUGUUAUACAAUAGCAUCACGAUAUCUGAUUAGCAUUAGUUAUAAGAGAAGUGAUCACUUGUCGAUCGACGACGAAUAUUGUGGACAAAAAAACCUAUAUCAUUCCCAUGUAUAUUUUUCUGGAAAUAAAAUGAAACAAUCCGAAUAGUCAUAUUUUUUUAAGUUCCGUGGGGAGAAUUAUAUUGACAAAUUUAUGAAAUCAGCUUCGAAAUUAGGCUGACUAUUGUAGAGAUCAAAUAUUAAAUGAAAAGUACAUGCGAAAUAUCGUUGUGUGUACCUGUUGUAUUGGCGAGGCCAAAUCGUAUGUAAAUAGUUAAUAAAACUCAUGUAAGAUCGUUCAGCUGAGUAAAUUUAAACUGAAAUAUACGAGGUAAAAAGGAGAAAGCCAGGCAAAAUAAUUUUAUCAAUUUUUUUUGUAGUAAAAAAAAUUAUUCAACACUGAACAGAAAUCUGAUCUUUUCAUUCUGCCACGUUUUUUUCCAAUCGACCGCAAGAUAAUACCAAAAAGGAAAAAAAAAAUUAUAAAAACGACAGAUUGUUAUCACAUUCUAUUGUACUGUAUUAUUCUUCUGAUCUUCAUUAUAAUAAAUGGCAUGAAUUAGCA